This is a messenger RNA of Cladophialophora yegresii CBS 114405, 1599 nucleotides long. RefSeq lists its product as uncharacterized. The record is from RefSeq and is a predicted model, not a curated record. Bases 1 to 1599 code for a protein of 532 amino acids. The transcript is spliced from 2 exons. NCBI's taxonomy places the organism in Eukaryota, Fungi, Ascomycota, Eurotiomycetes, Chaetothyriales, Herpotrichiellaceae. Gene Ontology annotation, molecular function: histone binding; nucleosome binding.
AUGUCUGACCGUGACACGAUAGACCGUGCCUUUGCGCGCAACUCGCCAUUACGGAAAAGAGUAUAUGAAGCCAUCGACGCGACUCCCCAAUACGCACCACUCUUCGAGGACAUUGCGAACUAUCACCUGACCUCGGUCUAUGACCGCGGCGCCAUCGACGACGACCCGGCCUCGAAAAGGCGGAAACUCCCCAAUGGCGGCGCGACCGCCACCACCACCACCACCCUCCCCAUCACACCUGCGCACAAAGACCAGCCGCGCGAAGUGGUGCUUGAGGCCCGGGACAUCUCCUUCUCCCUGCCUCAACGCAAGAAACUGCACCUAGGCAUGGCGCAGUAUGGCACCGACAUCAACGUCGCGGGCACCUCGUUCGCCAUCUUCACGCGCAACCCCGCCACGAAUGAAGUCGACAUGGAAGUCCCGUUUUCGCGGUUCGCCUACGCGCUCAGACUGCCCGUACCAGAAAAGGCAGCCAAACAAUACAACUUCGUGUUGAUCCCCAGGCCGGGAACUACGGGCGUCGAACCCAUCAUCUGGACCGUCAACGCGGGGCCCUUGAAGUCAUGUACCAUCCCCAACGAGCAGCUGGCCAUAGUGGCAGCCGGGCCGGACGACGUGCUGGAAUGCGCCCUGGGGUUUGUGCUACGGCAGUCCAACGUCAGUCUCUCCCUGCCUAGCCCCGACGAGUUCUACAGCGCGACGCCCGAGUCGCAUCGCAAGGGCGACAAGGCGUACCAUGUGAAAGCCCACCGGGGGAGCAAGGACGGGUACCUGUUCUUCUUGAGCAACGGGAUUUUCUUCGGGUUCAAGAAACCGCUCGCCUUCUUUGCGUUUGAGGACAUCGAGAGUAUUUCUUAUACAUCUGUGCUGCAGCGGACGUUUAAUCUGAACAUUGCACAUCGACCGAGCGGCAGCGGCGAGGCUGAUGACAACGCAAAUGCAAUUCAGGAAGUUGAGUUCUCGAUGCUCGACCAGGCCGAUUUCGUAGGCAUCGAUGAGUACGUGAAGAGGCACGGUCUGCAGGAUGCAAGCCUGGCGGAGGCUAGACGGGCGAAGAAGUCGGCAACGAAUGCGAAGCCUGGUGGCAUACAGAAUGGCGAUCCCGCGGGGGAAGGCGAAGGAGAGGACCCAGACACGCGCACCGAGCUGGAAAAGGCGCAACAACAGCUUGACGAUGAAGAAGACGAGGACGAAGAGGACUAUGAUCCAGGCAGCGACGGAGAAAGCGAGGGAAGUGGCUCCUCUGACGACGACGACGAUGACGACGACCGUGAAUACGAGCGGGAGAGGAAAAAGUCCAAGGGCAAAGACCUGGUCAAGGAGGAGCUGGGCAGUGAGGCCGAGGACGUCAGCGUGACAGAGGAUGAGGAUGAGGGUGAAGGUGAAGGUGAGGCCGAGAACGGCGACGAACUGGAAGACGAAGGCGACAAGGAAGAGCAGCCCGGGGCGAACGACCGGGAUAGGCACGACAGGACACCCGGGAAACGCGAUCCCAAUGCACGCCGUGGGGGACCCACUAUCGCGUCAAUCCCUUCCCACGACGGCGGCUGGACGUACCAAGAAGGAAUGCCCGACCCAGAUGAUGAAGACCAGCUGUGA